AUGGCAGAGGCGAGCGACGUCGCAGGGAUGUCUCAGGCGACGAGUGAGGGGAGUCGCAUGAAGGUGCUCUUCGUCGAGAUGGGUGUGGGAUACGACCAGCACGGGUGUGUCGUCGUAUUCCAUGCAUGGACGUGUGCGUUUCUUCCAUGCGCUACUGCUCUCCUUUCCACCCCCAGGUGCCAUCCCAGGUGUAUCGUGGCAGCAGAUGAAGCUUCAGCCAUGGCUACUCUCGCUGUCUCUACCUCUGCUGCAGCUAGCUCCGCAGCGCUACGAGCGCGCAGCCUUCAGGCUAACCAUCGCCGCGCUCUCGCCAACCCGUCCCUCGUCGCCGUGCGUCUCCCAGCACACAGAGGAUCCACAUCCCUCUCCACACCUGCCAACCUUACUGCACCCACGCGUCUAGCCAUCCGCGCGGACUCCACAAAUCCCUCCACGCCCGAGCCUGCCACCUCUCCCGCACCUCCCGCCAGCCCCGGAUUCGGGCUCGGAGGUCCGGGGACGUGGUUCGGAUUCGGAUCGCUGCAGGAGCUCAGCGUGGGUCGCCUCGCUAUGGUCGGCUUCGCAAGCGCGCUUACGAUGGAAGUCAUCACAGGCAAGGGCGUGUUCGGUCAACUCGGAAUCGACCCCCUCGCGAUCCGCUUCCCGUUCCUCGCGGGACUCACGUUUCUGCUUUUAGGAGGGCUUCUCGGCGGCUGGGUGGUUAUUAACAACCCGCCGGAUGUUUCUAAGGCGCCGCCGAAUGCGGGCGCGGGCGUGCCGCGCGAUCCGUUCAGCAAAAGCGCGCUCGACCCGCUGUUGACAUACACGCGCGGGGUGGAGGUGGAGGGGGAGGAUGGCAAGCCCGUGGUUCUUCCAAUUGCGUCCGACCUGAAGCCGCUUGAUAAAUAA
Closterium sp. NIES-65 is the source of this 888-nucleotide messenger RNA. The record is from the annotation of a GenBank genome assembly. Lineage: Eukaryota; Viridiplantae; Streptophyta; Zygnematophyceae; Desmidiales; Closteriaceae.